Brachypodium distachyon (stiff brome) is the source of this 1071-nucleotide messenger RNA. RefSeq lists its product as uncharacterized. Lineage: Eukaryota; Viridiplantae; Streptophyta; Magnoliopsida; Poales; Poaceae. Bases 1 to 1071 code for a protein of 356 amino acids. The transcript has a single exon. Gene Ontology annotation, molecular function: zinc ion binding; nucleic acid binding. The record is from RefSeq and is a predicted model, not a curated record.
AUGUCGGCAAUCACCAAGCGCGAGUUUGACGAACUUGCACAGCAUGGUGGUAACUACCUUGCAUGGGCAACUGAUGUGGAAAUCUGGCUCGAGGGUAAACAACUCUUGAGCCCGAUUGGCUUGGGUGGCAAAGGUGCCCCUGCCGCCACGUCGGUUGAGAAUGCCCAGGCUUUGCACUUCCUACGCCACCACCUCUGCGCCACACUCAAGAUUGAGUACAUGGCUGAGCGGAGUGCCUUAGCCUUAUGGACCGCCCUCAAACGCUGGUUCGAAAGACUGAAGUACUCCACCCAGCCCCAGACAGAGGCGGAAUGGGCCCGGUUGAGGGUUGCGGAUUUCCGGUCCGUUGGUGAGUACAACUCGGCUUUACACCGAAUUUGUACUCGUCUUCGGCUAUGCGGUGUUACAGUCACCGAUAGCCAGAAGAUUGAGAAGACUCUCUCAACCUUUCAUCCAGAUGCCGUGCAGUCCUCCCGGAGCUACCGACAGGCGAACUACAAGGAAUAUUCUGAGCUGGUCGACAUCCUCCAAGUGGCUGAGGCGCAUGACGAGGUUCUCAAAAAGAACGUUGUCGUGCAACCACUGGGGGCUAGUGCGCGCCCAGAAGUACAGGCCAACGCUUUCAAAAUCCUCAAGCCCCUCAAGAAGAAGAGGGGCAAGAGGGGCAAGAAGGCAGGGAAGGACAAGAAGGAGGCCAAGGUGCCCAAGGGGCCCCAUGUGUGUUUCAGGUGCGGCAGGAAGUCUCAUUAUUCCCGCGAUUGUCGCGCACCUCAGCACGUAGCGGAUGCUUAUAAGGCGAGGAAGGCACAUGAGGCCAACCUCACCAUCUACGGAGGGGGAGGAUCUGUGGUGCCCCAAGUGGCGCCGCCACAGAUGAUCCCUACACCGCCAUCCUUGGCGAUGUUACAGGCAUCCACUACUGACACCACCACACCGAUGGAUGUUGAACCCUCGGGGAAUCCUCCAUUUGGUCUGGACUUGGGAGACGCUGCAGCACUUUUCACCAUGGAUGACGUGACCACAAACGACAUUGCGCUUGAGGUCAACGGUCUCAUGGAAGAGUCUACCUAG